Molecule: messenger RNA, 1592 nt
Organism: Aphanomyces astaci
Lineage: Eukaryota; Oomycota; Saprolegniomycetes; Saprolegniales; Verrucalvaceae
Exons: 3
Coding region: 122-1525 (467 amino acids)
Source: RefSeq, a predicted model, not a curated record
CAAACACCCUUGACAUCGAUCAGGCACAUUCGUGCAACGCAGCCGCUUGGCGAGGGCAUUCGAGGUCUUCCACCCGCCCCUUCCUAUAUUAUAUCACACACAUCAAGACGACCCAAGAUACAUGGUAACGAAACGAUUGCCACUGCCUGUGCCCAAAGGCUUCUUUGUGUGCCCACCGCUCAACCCCAUCGCCGUCAAUGUGCUGAAGCAACGAGCGCAAGUUGGGUUCUCAGACCUGCUCGCGGACUGCCAACUGGAGGCAGAGACGAUUCGGUGGAAACUCGACUCGGACAUUGAUGGGUUGGUCUUGUACAGUGGAAGCCACAGUCACAGCGUAGGAGCCACCAGCUCGAACGCGGCGUCGAUUUUGGCCGUCACCACGAUCCAAGCGACGAUCGACGAGCUUCCGUCCAUGCUUCGCUUCGACAGCCACGACCUCUUUGCAGACUUUUGCGCGUCCUAUUACACGGACGUUGUCGACUGUGCGUCGUUGUAUACGCUUUCGGCAACAGAAUCGCCAGAGUAUGUCGGCAUCAAGUGGGAAGCGCUGCAGAGUCCCGUGCAGGGAUUUAUGAAAUCUCGAGAUUGUUCCGUCGUCGAGUGCUCCAAGUCGUUUACCCAACGUGAUGGCGUGCGCGGCUACGCCCGAAGCGUCGAGUCCGUAGAUAUAGCGUGCGUCCCCGACCUAAACGCGACCUUUGGCCUCGUUCGCAUGCAAAUUGGUCGGUGUGGCUUUGUAUUGAAAGAAACCCGCCGACUGGGGGUACUACAGGCCAUGUUCCUCCUCCAAGCGGACCUCAAGGGAUCGAUCCCGCAGUGGAUGAUUCGACUGGUGCUUCGAGGGCGUGCCAAGGCCUUGGCCGGACUAGACGCGUACUUCCGCCAAAGACGCCUCGCGGCGGUGGCUAUGUUGAGUCCAUGUGACGUGGUGCCACUGACUAAGCGACAGCGUUGCGCGGUAUGCCAGGAUAAACUGCAGGACCGGAUCUCAGCCCGGUUCAAUUGCUCCGUGUGCGGCGAGGUGGUGUGCUCGACGUGCCAAAACGUGUGGUACCUCAAAGAUCAGCACCGAAAAGCGAGUGUGUGCACUCAGUGUUCAGUGGAACCGAAAGGCCCAGCCCGCUUCCACCGAGUGUCUAUCACAUCCAAGUCGGGCACGAGUUUAUCCCACACUUCGGUGCUGGACGACGAAGCAGGGUACCUCUGCACCGGCGUGGACCUUCAGUUUGCGGACGCAUAUGCUGCAUUGGACACAAUCGUGAUGGAGAGUGUUCGAGGUCACAACAGCAAUCGCCGCCAAUCCGUUCCGGUGGGUCUCCCUACGUGCAACAAGCCGACGAUCCGGCCGACGUCGUCGUCGGCCCCCCCUCUCGUGCACUUGUAUACCCCCCCACCCCAGCGUGGAAAUGUCACAUCGAACGACUCCAAGGUCGACUUGCUGCUCCAACAACUCAAGGAACUCGACUUUGACGAUGCCGUGCUAGCGCAGUUUCAAGCGUCGCGAGUAGGGAGUAGUGACGUGUGAUGUUCUGUACUGUAGUACCGUAGCCAACACUUCCAUGUGUUUGUUCAGUAGAGAGUGUGUAUGUGUG